Molecule: messenger RNA, 10411 nt
Organism: Folsomia candida
Lineage: Eukaryota; Metazoa; Arthropoda; Collembola; Entomobryomorpha; Isotomidae
Product: phenolphthiocerol synthesis polyketide synthase type I Pks15/1
Exons: 35
Coding region: 231-10046 (3271 amino acids)
Biological process (GO): fatty acid biosynthetic process
Molecular function (GO): 3-oxoacyl-[acyl-carrier-protein] synthase activity; phosphopantetheine binding; oxidoreductase activity
Source: RefSeq, a predicted model, not a curated record
ACACUCUCAGUUCCUCUCUGUUCCUCUCACGCGUUGGUCACUCUUUACAUCUUCAUCUUCAUCACCGUCUUGGCAAAAUUUUCCAUAUCGUUGUCAACAAACUUUACGUCCCGACUAAAUAUUUGCUCGUGAUUUAAGUACUUCCAUUUAGCACAUUUUCUCAAACAAACAACAUCAACAAAAAGAACGUCUUGCUCAAGUCUGAUUUCGGGAGAAGAACAACACUGAAAAUGAAGCUGGGUGAGCAGGUUUGGAUAACGGCGGCGGUGGACGACGACACGGCCGUGAAGGCCCUCGUGCUGGGACGCUCCCUGCGACGUUCCGUCACCUCGAGGAAAAUUGCGGUCGUGGUGUCGAAACCAGUUUCGGACAAGCUACGGAAAUUGUUGUCCACGGAAUUUGACCAAGUUCUUCGACUGGAUAAGCUGGCCUACAUGUCGACGGAAAUGAACGGACUGCCCAUGACUAUCCACUCAAAGCUGAUGUGCUGGGGACUUCCCUUCGUGAACCAGGUCGUCUUCCUCCAUCCCGACCACUUUGUUGUACGAAAUGCGGACGAGUUGUUUGAGCUGAAAGGCGAUAACAUUGCCUUUUCCGGGGACGGAUCUGUGCUCCGCAUUAAACCAGACUUGGACUUGUUUGAAGAGAUUUUGGGGGCUGUGAGGGAGCGAAAGAUUCACAGUGGUGACUUGGUGAAAGCGGAGGGCGAGUUGUCCGCCUGGCUCAACAAACGAGGCCUCCUCACGAUCUGCAACGACUCGAAAUUCUCCGUCCGGGUCGCUUCAACCGACCUUCUCGCCCGAAACGAGGAGCAAGUGUCGAUUUGUAGCUUUGUGGAUUGGCAUCCCCUUCACAAAAAGGGCUCCCCUGAUCAUUUCGGACUUGUCGAAAAAGCCGUUAUCCGUCAAUGGCGUGACAUUUUUGAAAAAGACAUUCAGCCCCAUCUGAACCUGGGCACUGGGGCCAUUGCAGCGCACGACAUUCCCGUGGACUUUUCUGGGAUGGAAGAACCUGUGGCGAUUGUGGGGAUGAGUUGCCGCUUCCCAGGCGCAGACUCUGUCGAGGAGUAUUGGGACUUGCUCAUUGAGGGGCGAGAUUGCAUUCAGAAGGUGCCCGAACACCGGUGGCCUUCAGCCAAGGGACAGGAGUUCCGCGAUGUGCAGGCCGGAUUUCUGAAAUGCCCUGUGGACAGCUUCGAUGGAAAGUUUUUUGGCAUUUCGCCCGCCGACUUGAUGAAUACGGAUCCGCAGCAGCGCCUGCUCAUGGAAGUGGUCUGGGAAGCGUUGGAGGACGCUGCCAUCAAUCCACAAAAUUUGAAAGGCACGUCGACUGGAGUGUUUGUCGGCUCGUGGACCAGCGAUUAUCGCGACCUGAUCAACGACCAACCCGGCUCCGUCUUGGACUCGGAACUGGUCGAGUUUCACCGCCUGUACAUGGGAAACUCCUUGGGCGGCACUGGGGGACGACUCGCUUUCCUCCUGGGAUUAACUGGACCAAAUGUUGCCACCGAGUCGGGCUGCUCGUCAGGAAUGGUGGCGAUUUAUCUUGCGACGGAAGCUCUACGAGCGGGGAGAUGUCGCGUGGCGAUUGCCGGUGGUGUGAACCUGCUUCUUCAUCCAUUCAAGAGGAAGCACAUGCAGUCGAUCAUUGCGCCGGACGGGAGAUGCAAAACGUUUGAUGAGAAGGCUGAUGGCUUUGGUCGUGGGGAGGGAGUGGCGUCACUCAUUCUGAAAAAGUACUCGGACGCGGUGCGCGAUGGGGACCGCGUUUAUGCUCUCAUUCGUGGCACCGGGAUUUCCCAAGAAGGAACCUCCCGCUCCUUCGGCACACCCACGAAGGAGUGCCAAGAGCUGGCCAUGAAGACGGCGCUGGCGAAUGGGGGUCUCGCUCCGAAUGAGGUUUGCUAUGUGGAAGCUCACGGGACAGGAACGAUGGUUGGCGAUCCUGUCGAAAUGGCCGCCAUCACUAGCGUCUACUCGAAAGGAAGAACCACUCCGCUGGUCGUGGCCUCUGGAAAAACUAAUAUCGGGCACACAGAAAGUUGUUCAGGCUUUGCAGGGAUUAUCAAGGUGGUUCUGGCCAUGCAACACGACAUCAUUCCUCCACACAUUCACCUUGAAAAGGUCAACCCACACAUAAAUUUUGACGCCAUUCCUGCCGUCGUGCCCCUCAAGGCGAUGGAGUGGAAGGGGUCAGUUGACAAACCUCGUCUCGUGGGCAUCAGCUCCUUCGGUAUCACGGGCACAGAUGCGCACAUUAUUAUCCAGGAGCCCCCAAAGUACACUCCGUCUCAACUGCACACGUCCCUUCAGCGUCCCCUCCAUCUCCUCACCAUCUCCGCCAAGAGCGACGCAGGGCUGGACAACGUGCUCGAAAAGUAUGUCUCGUUCUUGGAGAAGAAUGAGAAAUCGUUGGCACUUGGUGACGUGGCUUACACGGCCAACACGGGACGCGCCCACUUUCCAUACAGGGUCGCCAUCGUGGCAAAAGACGUGGCGGAUGCGGUGAAAAAGGUCAAGGGUUCCAUUCAAGGGGCAAAGAAACACACUCCUGAGGAGCAGCCCAAACUCUGCUUCCUCUUCACGGGUCAAGGUUCACAAUACGAGGGAAUGGCACAAUCCUUGUAUGAAACAUGUCCCACGUUCCGAAUGCAUUUCGACCAAUGCGCAAAUAUUCUGAAACUGCGAUUUGGCUUGGAUUUGAAGCCCAUAAUUUGGCCGACAUCUCCUCAGGCUGAGUCCGCUUUGAAACGAUCGCUGUACAGCCAGACGGCCAUCUUCUGCGUGGAGUUUGCCCUCUCGCAACUCUGGCUGAGCUGGGGGCUGAAACCGGACAUGGUUCUGGGUCACAGCUUGGGAGAAUUCGGUGCUGCCGUGUGCGCAGGACUGGUCAGUUUGGAGGACGCCUUGACCUUGGUGGCUGAAAGGAGCCGUCUCAUUGAAGCCCAGGCCAAGGGGUCGAUGUUGGUCGUGAAGAGAGACCGUUCGAAGGUGGAGCAGUGUCAGAAGGAGUUUUUCACGUCCUCCCCAAAUGGCUGGUUGGACCUGGCAGCUGUCAACUCGUCGGAACAAACAGUGGUUGCUGGACCGCCAGAAGUGGUUAAAAAAUUUUCCGAAUUUUUAGAGAAGAAAAACAUAAAGAGCACGGUUUUAGAAGCGACGAAUGCUUUCCAUUCGAGAGAUAUGGACCCAAUGUUGGAGGAGUAUCGGGCAAUUGCCUCCAAAAUCAAGUUCAAUGAUGUCAAAUCUUCUGGGGUCCAAUACAUUUCUGGCCUCACUGGACAACCACUUUCCUCCAUGGAUGCCGACUACUGGGUUCGCCACACUCGUGAAGCAGUGCAGUUCAAGGAUGCUGCGUCCUCUGCAUUUGCUGGAGGCGCCCGCGUGUUUGUGGAGCUGGGUCCCCAACCUGUCCUCUCGGCCUUAACGAUGGGGAACAUCUCCCAUCUCGGAGAGGAGUUGGUCUUCCUGCCCUCCCUCCGGAGAAAGGAGGCCGAGUGGACCACGCUCCUCGCCACCGUCGCCAAACUCUACGUGGCCGGCUUCAACUUCAACUGGGCCAACUUUGACCAGUAUUAUGGACGAAGCAAGAUUUCCCUUCCCUUCUAUCCCUUCCACCGCAAGUACUUCUGGUACAACCAGGGAAAAGAGCAGGGUUCCGGCGGUAGCGGCGCCUUGACCUUCAGCUCGGACAACUUACUUCACCCCUUGAUUGGCCACGCAUUCCCGAACGCGACGCCGGUCAAGAUUUACCAAGGGAAUGUCAACCCCGACAAGUUUGUCUAUUUGAAGGAUCACUGUAUCGGGGAAAAAGUGAUUUUUCCUGGAGCCGGAUACUUGGAAAUGUGUCUCGCUGCCGGGAAUGCCUCCACGUCCAUCCAGCUGGAGGGUGAACGGGUCCAAAUGUGCGCUAAUCCCGUGUCAAUUAGCAACCUGACGAUCCAUGCUCCGCUCUGUGUCGAUUCGACCGUCCACAUGCAAACCACUGUGCAACCUCCUGGGCUACUCGCGGAUGCCAAGGUGCAAGGUAAUGGCAUUGGAUUAGCACAGGCGACGGCGGACAGUGCGGGAGACAGUGAGUUGGCAGUUUUCACGAUUCGGGGAGGCAAGUGGGUGAAACAGGCGACGGCUUCCUUCUGCCCGUUGCCCAUGACGUACGUUCCGGAGGAAGAUCUCGUCUCGAAGGAUCCGCUCUCCGCCAUUUUGGAGCGGCUUUCUCCCGCAGAAGUCGACAUUAAGCAGUUUUAUGAUAAAUUGGCCGAAGUGGGCCUUCAGUUUGGACCCAUUUUUAGAAGCAUUGAUCAGAUUUGGAAGGGCGGUGAAAAUGAGUUGGUUUGCGAGGUGAGGAUUCCAGACGGGUCAGAGGAAUAUUUGAUCCACCCCGUCGUGCUGGAUGCCCUCAUUCAGAGCAUCAUGGUCGGAUUGGGACGUAAACUCGAGUCCCUCUUUGUCCCAAUUUCUGUCGGAAAAGUCGUCGUUUUCGGACAAAUGGCGGAAGCAGCGACGAAAUUGUACGCCCACUGUCACUGGAAUAGCUCCGAAUCUGCGGGGGAUGCGAGAACUUCCGUUUUGUAUGACGACACGGGGAAACUGCUGGCCUUGAUGACUGGGGUGCAAAUGAUUGAAACCUCGGUCGUGCAAAUCCUCAAAGCACUGGACAACCAGAAGCUCUCUCUUCCCGGAAUGUAUGAGGAGGCUUGGAGAGGCAAGACGGGAAUUUGGAAGAACAGGACGAACAUGCAGGCAAUUGCGCGCGACUACUUGUUCUCGAAAGAGUUUAACGACAAGAUAAAUUACUUCAAUACAAUCUCCGACGCCAAGAAGAACAGCAAACGGUAUCGCGAAGAGCUCGUUUUCAUGUAUGGACUCCGCGCCCUGUUCGAAGUUGGCUGGGUGGCCCCCUCGAAAGGAGGAGAAGUCGACAUGACCGAAUUUUUUGGCAAGUUGGGCGUCCUCAAGUCCCAUGACAAACUUCUUUGCCGUAUCCUCUCCAUCUUCACGGAGGAAGGUUUGCUCACCCGGAUGUCGAAAACGGUAUGGAAAGUUGCAGUUGAAUUUCCCAACGAGGCACAAGUUCACCAAAAGCUGAGAGAGUUGCACAACGAACUUUCAAAGGAGGGCAAAGAGGGUGCCCCCUUGGAGCCUGAUGCAACACCCGCCCUUCCGGACGACGUUCGUGUCAUGUCCGCUUGUGGGGAGCAGCUGAGCAAAAUCUUGCUUGGAAAGGCGUCCGCUCUGUCCAUCCUCUUCCCCGAAGAUCGAGACUCUGACGUGUCGGCCGACAUCUUUUACAACAACACGCCGCUGCUCUGGGCUGGAGGCCGGACACUCAUGAAAAUGAUUCUCAGUGAGACCUUCUCCGUUUGGGGUGGCCUUCCCGAGGAGGAGAGGGGGAUUCUGCGCAUUCUCGAGGUUGGUGGAGGCACUGGAAGCAGUACGCGAAUUUUCCUAGAAGUACUUGAAGAAUACGGGAUAAAAUACCAGUACACGUUUUCCGACAUUUCACCAGCUUUCUUUAUCAAAGCACGACAACAGUUUGACUCGUUUGGAAAGAAGCUGUCCUACAAAGUGUUGAACAUUGAGGAGGAUCCGAAACCACAAGGAUUUGCACCAGCCACCUACGACAUCGUCUUUGGCUCCAACGUGAUUCAUGCGACGAAAGAUGUGCAAGAGACGCUGAUCAAUAUUCGUCACCUUCUCAGAGACUCUGGCCUCUUCAUGAUGAUUGAGACCUUCCAACCCAAUCGGGACAUUGACUUGGUCUUCGGUGUGUUGGAGGGAUUUUGGCGACAUUCCGAUCACGACCUACGUCCCGAACAUCCCUUCAUUGGUGGUGACGAGUGGUGCGAUGUGAUUGCGCGGGCAGGUCACUCCAAAGUGCAAAAGUUUUACUCGUACGACUUCAUGAACGGCGGCGUGAUGGGAAAGGCGUCCGACCUGCUGCCCUUGUACAAAGUUCCGCAGCACACCGUGGAAAAGGAGAAGGUUUGGCUCGUGUUCGGAAACCAGACGAGUUUCAACACCCACUUGUCCACCCACUUUGGAAAAGCUGCCCGGAAAAUCAUGUUCGUGUCGAGAGGAGCCCAGUACAGCAUUCGGGAUCAAAACGGGAGCUGUCGGAUUGACCUGAGACCAGGCGCGAAGGAAGACAUGGUCGCUCUCUUCUCGUACUUGAAGGGCAACCAAGUCCCCGUGGAGGGAAUUUUGUACAUGUGGGGGAUUGAUCAGGCGGAUGAGGACCCGAGCCAAGUGGCGCACCCCUUCCUCUUCCUCGCCCAAUCCCUGCUCGACGACUACAAAGGGCUUCCCCGUCUCAUCGUCGUGACGGAGGGUCAGAUUCCCGUGAGUGAUCAGACUGCGGUUGGUGUGGCACAGGGCGUCCUCUGGGGAAUGGCGCGCUCCUUCCGGUCUGAGCACUCAAACAUGUUCGUCCGCUGUGUGGACCUGGAUCCGGACGAGCCUGACUUGGACCUCAAGUACAAAGAGUUGUGGGCGGAACUCUGGUUUGACGAUUACGAUUACCAAGUCGCAUAUCGUGCCAGAAGUCGACACGUUUGCAGAUUCGUGGUGAACAAGGACAUUCUGCAGCCACUCACGCUGCCAAACUCGGAGCGAUUCUCGUUGGUCCUCCCGAAAACGAGGAACAUUAAUGACCUGAGUUUUUGUGCGAAUGGAAAGCCGAGUCUGAAGGAGGGACAGGUUGAGAUUCAAGUUAAAUGCAUCGGCCUAAAUUUCAGAGACGUGUUUGUCGUCUUGAAACCGGACAAAGCGUUUGAAAAGUACAACACGGUCGGAUUAGAAUUCUCCGGAGUUGUUUGUGCCCUUGGACCUAACGUCACUCAAGUAAAGGUUGGAGAUGAUGUGAUUGGGUGCAACUUUAAAGGCGAUGCCCUCCCAUCUCACGCCAUUUGCGACUCUGAAGCCUUGAUCCCAAUGCCGGAGGGGAUGACAUAUCACGAAGCGUGCACGUUGCCUGCCGCUUUUGGCACUGCGUAUUAUUGUCUCGUGGAAAUAGCGAAUUUGCAAAAGGGUGAAACUGUGCUGAUUCAUGCCGGAUCAGGAGGCGUUGGUCUCUACGCGAUUCAAAUUGCGCUGGCAUUGGGGGCAGAGGUGAUCACGACGGCGGGGAGUCGAAGGAAACGGGCGUAUCUCAGAUCGCUCGGGGUGAAGCAUGUGUUUCACUCGAGAAAUACGGAUUACGGGCAUCAAAUAAUGGAGGUGACUCAAGGGAAGGGGGUCCACAUUGUCCUCAACUGUCUCACUUCACCGGGUUUUAAGGAGGCCUCGCUAGACGCCUGUGUUGAAGGGGCUCGUUUCGUGGAAAUCAGUAAAAUGGCGAUUUGGUCUGAAGAAGAUGUAGAGCAGCUCCGACCGGAUGUGAAAUAUUGGGUUGUCGACCUCACCACUGUGGCCUACACAACAUGGCGAGUACUUUGGGCCAACCUUCGAGAAUUUUAUGCACGAGGAUUCCUCAAACCAAUUCCAUACGUGAGGUUUGACGCUCAAAAUAUUCGCGAAGCCCUGACAUACAUGCAGAAGGCGAAGCACAUUGGCAAAGUGCUGAUCACGAUGCCGGAAUCCAAUCCUGCGGGUCAAAGCGACCCGAAAACUCACAUGUUCAACAACAAGUCGACCUACCUCAUCACCGGAGGACUGGGUGGGAUUGGUCUCGAAGUGGCCAAGUGGAUGAGCGAGUCUGGCGCUACUCACAUCGUUCUCGCCAGUCGACGCGAGCCCAAUGAACGCGCCGCAAAAAUGAUUGCCGACAUGACCGCGAAGGGAAAGCACAUUGUCGUGAAGUCCCUCGACGUGGGAGACUACGGGCAGUGUAGAGAUUUGCUGAGCGGGAUUCAGCGAGGGGACGACGACCUUCCUCCCCUCAGAGGAAUCAUGCACGCGGCCGGCUCGCUGGCGGAUGCAACCUUCACGAACCAAACGGUGGAGACGUAUCACACGGCAUUUCAAGGAAAAGUGCAAGGUGCUUGGAACCUGCACCGCCUCACGGUCGAGUUGGACUGCCGAUUGGAGCAUUUCGUUCUGUACUCCUCAAUCGUUUCUAUAUUCGGACCUAUUGGGCUCUCAAACUAUGCUGGAGCCAACACAUUCCUUGAUGCGCUGGCCCAUUACAGAAAUGCGGUGGGUCUCACUGCUCAAACCAUCAAUUGGGGGCAGUGGGCUGAAGUGGGUGCGGCGGCCAACAUUCACAUCACCGCGAUUCGUGCCUUCACCCCGUCCCAAGGUCUGGCCGGGUUGGAGGCUACGAUGAAGUCUCACAAACCACAGUCGUGCAUUUUGGAGGUUGACUUUGCGGCUCUGAAGAAAUGGACGGGACACGCGGUGGCUUAUUUGGACGAGAUGAAGAUUUCGAAAGACUCGCAAUCAACGGCCUUCAACAUCAAGAUUGAGCGAUUCUGGGACGAGUUCAACUCUGCCGCGGGGGAUGACGACAAGCAGACGGAAGUCGUGAAAGCCUACAUUGAGCUCAUUCUUCGACAGAUUCUCAAGUUCGACGAUGACGAGCCGAUCGACGAGAACCAAAACUUCAGCGAUAUGGGGAUGGACUCAUUGAUGAUGUUAGAGAUGAAAAACAUGAUGCAAACCAUGUUGGGCAAGGGGGUGACGAUGAACGUAUCAGCGAUGCAAGAGUUGACCACGGUGUCCAAACUGGUCGCCCAUCUCAAAGAGAUGAUUGCCACGAUGGGUGAUGAGGAGCAGGAUCAGGGACCCGUGGACUUUGACACCUUCUCGGAAGAACUCAUCGCCCUGAUUAACAAAGACAUGGUGUUGCCCGUGGACUCGUUUAGUCCGAGGGCAGACCUCUUGCCACCAGUUCCGAGGUCACAGAUCAAAAGCAUCCUGCUCACUGGUGUGACGGGUAAAUUCGGGCCGUACAUGCUGCGCAGCAUCCUUCAUAAAACGAGUGUCACCCGUGUGGUUUGUCUCAUUCGACAAAAGGCGCGAAAAGCUGCAACUGCGAGACUUCAGAGCACUUUGGAGUCACUCGACCUCCUGAAGGACGUGGACAUGUCGCGUGUCGAAGUUUUGGUUGGGGACAUUAGCGAGAAACAGUUCGGCCUGACACAAGCCGACUGGGAAAAUCUGGCCGACAAGGUGGACGCAAUUGUGCAUUGUGCAGUCAAAGGAAAUUUAAUGGACCCCUACACACGCUUCAAAGAUGGGUCUCUGGCCUCAAAAGGAAUCGACAUCCGAACGGUGAACGUUACUGGCACUCAGAACGUGAUGGAGUUGUCCUUGGUGGGCAAGCAGAUCAAGUCCUUCUUCUUCGCCUCCACACUCCUCGCCAACCAGAAAACGAACCCGGCUGACAAAACAAUGUGGGAAGACUGGUAUCCUGAGCAGGACGUCUUUUCCCUGAAAAACACAGGCUACCCGAUCAGCAAGUUCAUCUGCGAAGUUCUCCUCAAACAACUCGCAGAUCGAGGGGGCGUUCCUGUCGGCAUCUACCGUUUCCCCGCCCUCUUCGGCGAUUCCAAAACUGGCCACUUUUCCCUCAAGAAUAACCACGCCGCAACUCGGCUGUUGGGCUUCUGCAAACUUGGCGCCAUCCCAGCAAUUCCUGUUCCUAUUCAAGUCCUCCCCUCCGAUCUGGCGGCGGAUCUCUCUGUGGAAUUAUUCUGGAAUGACGAUGCUCCUCUCGGCGUUUACAACUUGACAAAUCCGCACCUCUCCUACUUCCACGACUUGCCCAAGGUGAGCAGCGAGGUGGGCUUCCCCAUCGAAAUUGUGGAAUGGGACGUCUUCUCCAAGAAGUUGAGCGAGAACGAGGAGUACAAGGCGCUGUUUCCCUACUCGGAGGUGGACAUGGAGGAAGGACGCUACACGGACUUCACCACCAGCCCGGCCGCUCUCCAAGCCUGGAUUCAGAAUCCGGACGGCUACUUCCCCUCGAAACGACUCCUCGCAGUCUUCCCAGAUUUAAAUGCACGUGUCGAGUCCCCCUUGGCCACCCUCAAACGAGAUCUGUCCUUCGCUGUGGACUCUGGAAUUUGCGCAAAAUUCGGAAUGAGUCGACAAGACGGAAAAUAGUGAUGUACAUACGCCGUCUAACUCGUCCAACAUGCAACGCAAUGGGAAUACAAACACAGUACCUUUACAAUUAUACUAGUAUAUAUAACGACCAAUUUAUAACUAUGCAUGUACAUAUGCACGGAGUACAACUUUAGUUAAUAAUUGACCAUGUGUGAAUAUGCAAUAGUGUAUUUUAUAUCUUUUAAAUCUUUCUUUCUAACAUAUUCAGUGGAGGAUGGAGACAUUGAGGAACAAUAAUCCGCCCGACCAACUUUUCUUUCUUUACUAUUCUUUCGUAUUUUUAGUGUAAAUACAGCAUUACAGGAUUUGUACAGGAUUUUGCAUAGUUUCUUAAAAUAAAAUGUACAAUGUUAUCGACCUGA